AUGUCCGGCCCUGGAGACUUUUAUUAUCUUUGUGGGACCAUUGUGGGCUUCGAAUAUCCUCUGCCUCGAAGUUGGCAGAUCGACAAGAGACUCUCCGAAGUGUACGCCAAACUGACCCAACACCAAGUGGAUGGACGGUGCGCAUCUGCUAUCACCACCUUCGUGACCCUGGCCCUCGAGGGCACUUUGGUCCUCUAUCAGACAAUUCAGAGCCUGCAGUCGCGGGAGAAGGUAAUUCGUGAGCUUCGUCAGGAACUGGAAGCUCUUCAAGGGGUGCUUCAGACUCUUUGGGGAUCAACCGAUAAUCUUGAUGUCGAUUUAGCAUCGCUGGAGCAACCACUCACCAGGUGUAAAAAUGCCUGUGGGGAUUUUAAUGCCCAUUUUACUGGUCGUCAGGCACGCCUUGGAGCCCCGUCAUCUACCAGAGCUUCUUGUGAUCUUUCAUCUCCGGUACUUAUUUUGCUAAACGCUGAAAACCCCCCCCCAAGUGGAUGGGAAUAUCGCAAUCAAGUCCAGUUCAUGUCCAUAAAAAAGAUGCUAGAAAAAUAA
Penicillium manginii is the source of this 549-nucleotide messenger RNA. RefSeq lists its product as uncharacterized. NCBI's taxonomy places the organism in Eukaryota, Fungi, Ascomycota, Eurotiomycetes, Eurotiales, Aspergillaceae. The transcript is spliced from 2 exons. The record is from RefSeq and is a predicted model, not a curated record. Bases 1 to 549 code for a protein of 182 amino acids.